Cynocephalus volans (Philippine flying lemur) is the source of this 1422-nucleotide messenger RNA. RefSeq names its product peripherin (gene PRPH). Gene Ontology annotation, cellular component: cytoplasm; axon; plasma membrane. Gene Ontology annotation, molecular function: structural constituent of cytoskeleton. NCBI's taxonomy places the organism in Eukaryota, Metazoa, Chordata, Mammalia, Dermoptera, Cynocephalidae. Gene Ontology annotation, biological process: intermediate filament organization. The record is from RefSeq and is a predicted model, not a curated record. The coding region runs from base 10 to 1422 and encodes 470 amino acids. The transcript is spliced from 9 exons.
UCGGCCGCCAUGAGCCACCAUCCGUCGGGCCUCCGGGCCAGCGUCAGCUCCACUUCAUACCGCCGCACCUUCGGGCCGCCGCCCUCACUGUCCCCCGGCGCCUUCUCCUACUCGUCCAGCUCCCGCUUCUCGGGCAGUCGCCUGCUGGGCUCAGCGUCCCCGAGCUCCUCGGUGCGCCUGGGCAGCUUCCGUGUCCCCCGGGCGGGCGCGGGCGCUCUCCUGCGCCUGCCCUCGGAGCGCCUCGACUUCUCCAUGGCCGAGGCCCUCAAUCAGGAGUUCCUGGCCACGCGCAGCAACGAGAAGCAGGAGCUGCAGGAGCUCAACGACCGCUUCGCCAACUUCAUUGAGAAGGUGCGCUUCCUGGAGCAGCAGAACGCGGCCCUGCGCGGGGAGCUGAGCCAGGCCCGGGGCCAGGAUCCGGCGCGCGCCGACCAGCUGUGCCAGCAGGAGCUGCGCGAGCUGCGGCGGGAGCUAGAGCUGCUGGGCCGCGAGCGCGACCGGGUGCAGGUGGAGCGCGACGGGCUGGCGGAGGACCUGGCGGCGCUCAAGCAGAGGCUGGAGGAGGAGACGCGCAAGCGGGAGGACGCAGAGCACAACCUUGUGCUCUUCCGCAAGGACGUGGACGAUGCCACCUUGUCCCGUCUGGAACUAGAGCGCAAGAUUGAGUCUCUAAUGGAUGAGAUUGAGUUCCUCAAGAAGCUGCACGAGGAGGAGCUGCGAGACCUGCAGGUGAGCGUGGAGAGCCAGCAGGUGCAGCAGGUGGAGGUGGAGGCGACGGUGAAGCCGGAGCUGACGGCGGCGCUGAGGGACAUCCGCGCGCAGUAUGAGAGCAUCGCGGCGAAGAACUUGCAGGAAGCGGAGGAGUGGUACAAGUCCAAGUAUGCGGACCUGUCCGACGCCGCCAACCGGAACCACGAGGCCCUGCGCCAGGCCAAGCAGGAGAUGAACGAGUCCCGACGCCAGAUCCAGAGUCUGACGUGCGAGGUGGACGGGCUGCGCGGCACGAACGAGGCGCUGCUCAGACAGCUGCGAGAGCUGGAGGAGCAGUUCGCCCUGGAGGCGGGCGGGUACCAGGCGGGCGCCGCGCGGCUCGAGGAGGAGCUGCGGCAGCUAAAGGAGGAGAUGGCGCGGCACCUGCGCGAGUACCAGGAGCUCCUCAACGUCAAGAUGGCCCUGGACAUCGAGAUCGCCACCUACCGGAAGCUGCUGGAGGGCGAGGAGAGCCGGAUCUCCGUGCCGGUCCAUUCCUUUGCUUCCUUAAGUAUAAAGACGACUGUGCCCGAGGUGGAGCCUCCCCAGGACAGCCACAGCCGGAAAAUGGUUCUGAUCAAGACCAUUGAGACCCGGGAUGGGGAGGUGGUGACAGAGUCCCAGAAGGAGCAGCGCAGUGAAGUGGACAAGUCUUCUACUCACAGCUACUGA